AUGAACAGGAAGUUCAGUUCUAAGUCUGGGAGCGGGGCUAGGGGUUUCAGUGGACGCUCUGCAACCACCACUAUCACUUCCAGUGGCAACAGAGCUGGCUUCAGUUCCGCUUCUUUGUCUCGCGUUGGGAGAAGAAGCGGAGGGUACAGUGGUGGUUUUGGCAGCAGGAGCCUCCAUAGCCUGGGCGGAAACAAAAGCACUUCCAUCCGCAUAGGGGGUGGAGGCUUCCGGAGUGUGGGACUUGGAUUCGGUGGUGGUGGCAGCUUUGGUGGUGGUGGAUUUGGUGGUGCUGGUUAUGGUGGUGGUGGUGGAUUUGGUGGCAGCAGUGGAUUUUCCUCUAGUGGGUAUGUCAGUGGAGGAUACGGGGUUGGUGGGGGAUACGGUGGCGGAGGCUUUGGUGGUGGCAGAGCUGGUCCUGUUUGGUCUCCUGGCGGCAUCCAGCAAGUCACCGUGAACCCCAACCUCCUGGCGCCCCUCAACAUCGAAAUUGACCCGGAGGUCCAGAAAGUGAAAGUGCAGGAAAGGGAGCAGAUCAAGACCCUCAACAACAAAUUUGCAUCGUUCAUCGACAAGGUUCGAUUCCUGGAGCAGCAGAAUAAGGUGCUGGAGACCAAAUGGGACCUCUUGCAGCAGCAGGGCACAGUCACUAAGAUCCCCAUCGACCCUCUUUUUGAUGCAUAUAUCAAUAAUCUGAGGCGGAAGCUAGAUAGCCUAGUGACUGACAGAGGUCAGCUAGAUGGAGAGCUGAGGAACAUGCAAGAUCUCGUGGAAGAUUUCAGAAAGAAAUUUGAAGAGGAAGUCCACAGGCGCACAUCUGCAGAAAAUGAAUUUGUGGUGCUCAAAAAGGAAGUGGAUGUUGCCUACAUGAAAAAAAUGGAACUUCAAGCAAAAGUGGAUUCCCUCAUCGAUGAGAUAAACUUCCUGCGAGCUGUCUAUGAAGCGGAACUAGCUCAGAUGCAAGGACAGAUGAGAGACACCAACGUCAUCCUGCAAAUGGACAACAGCCGAGAUUUGGACCUGAACAGCAUCAUUGCCGAGGUCAAAGCUCAGUAUGAAGACAUUGCUAACAGGAGCCGGGCUGAGGCGGAGGCUUGGUACCAAAGUAGGUAUCAAGAGCUUCAGGUCACGGCCACGACACACGGUGAAGACCUGAAGGUCACCAGGAACGAGAUCGCUGAAGUGAGCCGGGUGAUCCAGAGGCUGAAAGCUGAAAUAGAUAGUGUGAAAAAACAGAUUGCUGGGCUGCAAACGGCCAUUGCCGAUGCUGAGCAACGCGGGGAGCUGGCCCUCAAAGACGCCCGGGGUAAGCUCGCUGAUCUUCAGAACGCCCUUCAGACCACCAAGGAUGAACUGGCUCGUUUGCUGCGGGAGUACCAGGAGCUGAUGAACGUCAAGCUGGCCCUGGAUAUUGAGAUUGCCACCUACAGGAAACUGCUGGAGGGAGAAGAGUGCAGGAUGUCUGGAGAAUAUGCUGAUCCUGUGAGCAUCUCUGUGGUCAGCAGCACCACCAGCGUAGCUGGCAGCGGUGGCGGAGUUGGAAGCGGAUAUGUCCUUGGUGGAGGAGGUGGAGGUCGUGGAAGUGGCCUCAGUCUUGGUGGCGGUGGAGGUGGUCUCGGGCUUGGAAUUGGCAGCGGGAGUGGUUUUGGAAUUGGUGGUAAAGGUGGGAUCAGUGUCGGUGGAAGUGGGAUUGGUUUAGGAGGAAGCAGUUUUGGCUACGGAGGGGGGGUCACCUCUGGAGGGGGAAGCAGCUCUAGCAUAAAAUAUGUCUCGACAUCCUCUUCAUCAAGCAAAAAAUUAAUUAGAUAA
Mauremys reevesii (Reeves's turtle) is the source of this 1806-nucleotide messenger RNA. RefSeq names its product keratin, type II cytoskeletal 5-like. NCBI's taxonomy places the organism in Eukaryota, Metazoa, Chordata, Testudines, Geoemydidae. Gene Ontology annotation, cellular component: keratin filament. Gene Ontology annotation, molecular function: structural constituent of skin epidermis. The coding region runs from base 1 to 1806 and encodes 601 amino acids. The record is from RefSeq and is a predicted model, not a curated record. Gene Ontology annotation, biological process: intermediate filament organization; keratinization. The transcript has 9 exons.